GGGGGGGUUGGGUUGGGGGGUUGGGGGGGAUUGUGAUGUCAGGCCCCGGCGACGGGUUUGUGGAGAAACGUUGUCUGAUUCUCUGUUGGGGCUGAAGAGAGGAGGGAUCAGCAGCUCACAAGGGCAUCUCCAGGACAUUGAGAAGAAUUUAGAAAAUAAGGAAAAUUGGAGGGAAUCAAAAGCAUCAGAACAUACAGAAACAAUAAAAAUCGCGGUUUCAUAUCAGAACAUGGACAGUACUAGUAUGGACGUGGCUACAGCUGGAGAGAGAGGAAUUAUGGAACCCACCAGCGAGCGAGAGGAAGAAUGGUCCGUCGACCUUUCAGAAUCAAAAUGGUUGUUCGAAGGACCAGAUGAAGAACUCCGCUCAGCCACUGCGGUGGAAACACAGACAGGGGAGGAGGAGGAGGAGGAGAGGGUGAAGGAGAAUAGCCUUAGGAACCUGGAAGCAGCAGCGCUGAAGGUGAAGGACAACCCGCGGGACGAUGAGGAGGAGGAGCCACGACCAGAGGACAAAAGAAGUUUGCGGGAAUUGUUCUUCACUUUUAUGUUCUCUGACUCCUCCAAAGAGGAAGAACAUGAAAUGGCCUUUCUUGACCUGGCGCUGGCGUGGGCACAACGGGAUUUGGAGCGUCUAGCCAACCAGGUCAAGAUGAUCUCAGCCAAGAGGGAGGAGGAGAGGAGCAGGCAACAGAACAAGGAGACAGGAGGGGAGAAUAAGGAGGCUGGAUCAGAAGAAUUCCCACAGAUCAAAGCUGAAAUAAUGAUGCAACGGUGCAAGGAAUUCCUUCUUUCAAGAUCCUCCAAUCAGGAAACAGCACUGUCUUCCCCUCUUGACCUGGAGCUGGCCACGGCACAAGAGGAGCUGGAGCUGAAAACCAAAGAAGUCAAGAGCAUCGCCACGGACAGGGAAGGGGCGAGGAGGUGGUGGCUGAAGAGAAGAGAACAAAUGGAGGAGAACAACACUGUUGUGGCAGAGGACGUCCCAAAGUCAGACGAAGAAGAACAGAAAGAGGAGGAAGUUCAGGGCAUCCAGAGAGAGCAGACAUCGGUAGAAGCGGGAGUGGAGGAACUCUCCAGGGGACCUGCUGCUGGUGUUGUUUUUCCUGGAGGAAAAGAACUGAUGAUUGAGGUUAAAGAACACUCCUCCCCUCUCAUCUCCUCUGGCUGGAUCGUGGCUCCUCUGCUCCUCUCCUCGGAAGAUUAUAUUAUUUGUUGUUAUUAUUGUUGUUAUUGUUAUUAUUCCUUUUGUUGGAUUUUGUUGGGGGCAGUUGACUCCUUCGUUCCUUCGAUAUUUAAGGCUUCAUCCAAUACUCCAUUCAAGAGGCAGUCUCCAUGUAAGAGUUUUGACUAUGAGCGUUGGGAAGCUAUGUGGCUGUAG
Callorhinchus milii (elephant shark) is the source of this 1381-nucleotide messenger RNA. RefSeq names its product trichohyalin-like. The record is from RefSeq and is a predicted model, not a curated record. Bases 230 to 1381 code for a protein of 383 amino acids. Lineage: Eukaryota; Metazoa; Chordata; Chondrichthyes; Chimaeriformes; Callorhinchidae. The transcript has 16 exons.